Messenger RNA from Xyrauchen texanus (razorback sucker), 1814 nucleotides. RefSeq names its product UPF0711 protein C18orf21 homolog. The record is from RefSeq and is a predicted model, not a curated record. NCBI's taxonomy places the organism in Eukaryota, Metazoa, Chordata, Actinopteri, Cypriniformes, Catostomidae. The coding region runs from base 156 to 800 and encodes 214 amino acids. The transcript is spliced from 5 exons.
CGCUCACAUACUAAGCGGAUAGACAGUCGCGCUAUAUUCCUGUAGUCACGUUUUAACGCGAAAACAGAUAUUCGCAUUUUUCUUUUGCAUAAGUAUAGACUACAAUUAGGUGGCGUUUGGUUUUGGUCUGGACGCAGAGCUUUGUUCAAGCAGACAUGGCUGUGAAGGCAGAUGGGAUAACUCUUACGUUUUUAGUAAAUGCUUCUCUGUUUUACAAAGACGUCUGUCCUGAGCAGUCGCGCUUUCUUAUGCGAAGGCAUCAGAUGAAUGCUGCUUCCCUGCCGGAGUCUGUACUCUGCCCCUUCUGUUUCCAGUGGCGACGACCAGACAAUCAUCGGGUACGUCUGCGGCCCAAGCGGAAGCCCACGGCGAGGAUAAGAAGACUUCUGAGGAAGGAUGCAGCAGGAAGGAGACUCAACAUAGCACAAGCUGAAAUCCUUCAGAAGUUUAAAUGGGCCACCAAUGCUUUGAUGGUCACGUGUCAUACCUGUAGUAAGACAUCCAGACAACCUGGAAUGAACAGAGAAUAUUUGACUACUCCGUCAAAGUACCGCAGCACGCCAGGGAGUGUGGGCAAAUUCAGGACUCCACAGUCUGCUAAUAGAGCCACUCCAAAAUCUUUAUUGGACAGAACACCAAGUGGGACGCCAAGGUCAGUGUCCUCAAACAACAGCUUGUCGUCUUCAAAGUCAGGUAGUGCAAAGUCGUCACCUUUUGCCCGCCUUAAGAAGCUACUUAUGCUGGAAGACAAACAGCAGAGCAAGAAAGGUGGUCUGAAGGACUUCCUGUCCUCCCUCUGAACAUCUUUGAAGGUCUUAAGGGCAGUUGAGUCCUUCGCUGAUAAGCUCUGGCCCACUUUGAGUGGUGCUACUGAAAUUGAGUGUCAAGCUUGAAACGGAUGGUGUUGGUUUCUCCUUGUGUAUUACAGGGCCAUCUAGUGGAGGACUCUAAAAGGGUGGUUUAAAGAGAUUGGGCAGUACUGCCUUCAUAGCGGGUUCUGUAGAUUUAACGGCAUGACUUCCUUUCUUAUAAGUAUGCCUCUGGAUCCUUGUGGUGAUUAUAUGUGUUAUAUUGUAGGCCAGUGUCACAUUUAAGGCUGUCACACGUGCUACAGAACCAUGCUGUGAUUUCUUUUUUUUUUGGCAUUUAUUUUAUUGUUAUAUACUUGCCAUUUUCUAUAAGAAUCUGAAAUGUAAUCUGUUGUGAUGUGUUAAUUUUGUACACUUAAAAUUCACACAUUUGUAUUUACAUCCCUUUUACAUCACUGCUUCGAUUUUGUAAGGAGGGAGGGAUUGUCUUUACACUGGCUCACACAAAUGAAAUCGUUUUGUAUUUCUACAAGGGUUGAGCUGGGUUUUCUGGUUGUUUACAUUUUAUGGUUUUAUGGCUGUCAAACUAUAUAGCAAAGACCAAAGCUAUAUAGUCUUAAUUUACCAUAUUGUAUUUUUAACGGCAAUGUUAAUGAGGCUGUGAGGGAUAACCUUGCUGUACUGUACAACUUGAGUUGAACUUGGUGUUAAUUGUUCAAAUGAUGAAAAUGAUGAAAAAAUUCAGUAGACCUAAAACUGCUGAAAACACAAGUCGGGAACGUUUAGAUAUUAUCAUUGAGUUCUAUACAAUUAAUGCCGCACAGCCUCGUUUUCAAUCUCGUCAAACAUAAAAUAUUGUGCCACUCUGAAUAAGGUCUAUGGAUUACUCCUAUGUUAUUGAAAUGUUUUGCAGCACAGUGCAAUUAAAAUGGAAGAUGCUUUUGUCUUGUUUGAUGAUUCUUCACUUAUCCAAAGAACUACACAGUGCUUAUUUUGCAAUAAAAA